Molecule: messenger RNA, 1364 nt
Organism: Acaromyces ingoldii
Lineage: Eukaryota; Fungi; Basidiomycota; Exobasidiomycetes; Exobasidiales; Cryptobasidiaceae
Product: HMG-box
Exons: 2
Coding region: 353-1057 (234 amino acids)
Source: RefSeq, a predicted model, not a curated record
CCUCUGCUAGGAGAAUGCAUACACUUCCUCCCUACCAUUUCACCAUACCGUUUGUCUUUUGCAACGUGCUCAUCACUCCCUUUACUGUCAGAUGGAUCACGCUCAGUGGACCAUGGGUGGCUUCCAGCCAGCCCCGCAACACCACCACCAUCAACAGCACCAUGCCCCUCCUCAGCCAAGCAACGCGGCGCCUUACAUGCCAUCGCCUGACCAGGAGAUUGCUCUUGCGCGAUCACAGGUGAGGGGAAUCAGUGACUCUUUUGUGGGCGAGAGGGCCUUCCUUUCGUUGCGGCAUUCAAAAUGAAAGCUGAGAUAACAACUAACCAUCCCUGAGUCCGCCUCUGCCUCGCAGAUGUUUGAGUCGGUCCACCAUCUCUCGACGUCGCUUCGGAAUGCGGCCAACCAAUGCGACAACUUUGUGAAAGUCAUCUCUCGGCACCACCCCAGUGCGGCAGCGACUGCAUUUGCGUCCAACGUCGGCGCCGACUUCCUCGCCCUGGCGAGCGGCAACGGCCUGGGAGGCGGCAGCUCUGGCCUGGGAGGCGCACCCGGUGCCGGUGCGCCACCCACGCACCACCCCGUCACAACGCCCGGCCAGCCCGGUCGCAAGCCCAUGACGAAGGAGGAGAAGAAGGCGCUGCGCAAGGAACGCAAGGCCAACCGUGACCCCAACGCGCCCAAGCGCCCGCCCAGCGCCUACCUGCUCUUCCAAAAUGAGAUCCGCGAAGAGAUGAGGCAACGCUACAAGGACCUCACCUACAGCGAGGUCCUCGGCAAGGUCAGCGAGGCAUGGAAGAGCCUGACGGAGGAGCAGCGCAAGGUCUACCAAGACAAGACUGUCGAGAGCAUGGCUCGGUGGAACCAGGAGAAGAAGAACCACGCAGCCUCGGGUGGCUUUGUCAACCCCGGCGGCGAAUCGGACGACAGCGACUCGGAAGAGUCCGACGACGUGCCGGGCGCCGUGCCUGGACAGCCAUACCUCAACAACGGCAUGAUGGGCCUCGAGAAGCGAAAGGGCAUGCCCAAGGGAACCAAGGAAAAGAAGAGGAAGAUGUGAUUUCCCCUCCUCUCUGCUGGCAACUGCUUCAAUUGAAGUCGGUGUAUUCGAUCUUUGCUCGUUCAAAACCCCCCGUUCGCUGUCGCCUUCAUCCACCGUUUAGUCCUUGGAAUUAACCCCCAGCCGCUUGCCUUGUACGGACCGUUGCUUUUUCCUCUAGUCUGUGUACCAUCAUCCCCCUCGCUCUUCUCUCGUCGUCUCCUCUUCUUCUUUUCCUUACGGCCAAGUGUCCACCCCUCCCUUGUCCAUUGUUCGCUCCCCUUUUUCCUCGAAUAGGAAAUAAUGUUGGCUUCAUGCUGUGUGCUUU